Messenger RNA from Ostrinia furnacalis (Asian corn borer), 5251 nucleotides. RefSeq names its product proline dehydrogenase slgA (gene slgA). The transcript has 13 exons. Lineage: Eukaryota; Metazoa; Arthropoda; Insecta; Lepidoptera; Crambidae. Gene Ontology annotation, molecular function: FAD binding; proline dehydrogenase activity. The record is from RefSeq and is a predicted model, not a curated record. Gene Ontology annotation, cellular component: mitochondrion. The coding region runs from base 103 to 1836 and encodes 577 amino acids.
CUGCGCGCGCCGGCUCCGUAUCGAGCGGACGUCAGCCCAGUUGUCAGUUGUCAGCGGGUGCCGGCGAGUGCGUGUUGUGUUUGUGAACGCGGAGCUCCGACGAUGGCUCUGCUGCGACGUCUGGCUGUGAACGCGCCGCGGAGCGCCCGCGUAUUAUCCUCCGCGCCCCCAACGAGAGACGAACUAGACCUCAACUUCAACAGCCCCAAGGAUGCGUUCAAAAGCAAGAAAACGAGCGAGCUGGUCCGCGCCUACCUCGUGUACCAGAUAUGCUCCGUCAACUGGAUCGUCGAGAACAACGCCAUGUUGAUGAGGAGGCUGCGGCAGGUGGUGGGCAACAGACUCUUCGAGGCCAUCAUGAAGGCCACCUUCUACGGCCAGUUCGUCGCCGGCGAGGACCAGAACAAAAUCAAGCCUACCAUCGAGAGGCUGCGCUCAUUUGGAGUCAAAUCGAUCCUCGAUUACUCAGUGGAAGAGGACCUGUCUCAAGAAGAGGCAGAGAAGAGAGAAGUCAGCGCUUCAGUGUCCACCUACGGAGACAAGCAGGAGGAGGGCCAGCUCAAGCAGUACCACGUGGAGCAGCGGUUCGCGGACCGCCGGUACAAGGUCACCAGCGCCAGGACCUACUUCUACCUCAAUGAGGCGUCUUGCGAGAAGAACAUGGAAGCGUUCUUGAAGAGUAUCGACGCUGUUGCCGGUAUCACCAAAAGCACGGGACUUAUGGCUAUCAAACUGACAGCCCUCGGAAGGCCGCAGUUGUUGCUACAACUGUCGGAGGUGAUCAUGCGCGCACGCAACUAUAUGCAGCAGAUAGCCGGCGGGACCGGCAACGUGCUCACGCACCACAAGACCAUCGAGGAUCUGCAGCGAUACUUCGGAGACAACAGCUCCAAGCCGGAGGUGCAGGCUUUCAUAAGGAGCAUCACUUCCGAUAAGGAGGGUAUCGUUCAUCUGUUCCCGUGGUCGAACAUCCUGGACGCAGACAUGGGCCUGUCGGACUCGUUCCGGGUGCCUGACCCGAAGACGGGCCAGAUGAGGCGGCUCAUCUCGCAGAUAUCCCCCAAGGAGGAGGAGAUGUUCCGCAACAUGCUCCGUCGGCUUAACGUUAUCAUCCAGGCAGCCAACGAGGUGGACGUGCGGAUCAUGAUCGACGCGGAGCAGACGUACUUCCAGCCGGCCAUAUCGCGCAUCUGCGUCGAGAUGAUGCGCCGGUACAACAAAGAGAAGUUCCUAGUAUUCAACACGUACCAGACGUACCUGAAGAACACGUACAACGAGAUCCUGACGGACCUGGAGCAGGCGUCGCGGCAGAACUUCUUCUGGGGCGCCAAGCUCGUGCGCGGCGCUUACAUUGAGCAGGAGCGCGCCCGCGCGGCGGCGAUGGGCUACGAGGACCCCACGUGCGAGAACGUGGACGCCACCACCGCCUCCUUCCACCGCUGCCUCAAGGAGAUCCUCAGCAGGGUCAAGACUGAGAAGACAGGACUGGGCAUAAUGGUGGCGUCGCACAACGAAGACACCGUCCGCUACGCCAUCCAGCUCAUGAAGGAGCACAGCAUCAAGCCCGAAGACAAGGUCGUCUGCUUCGGCCAGCUGCUGGGCAUGUGCGACCACAUCACCUUCCCCCUUGGUCAAGCCGGCUACUCAGCAUACAAGUACGUCCCAUACGGCCCCGUGGUCGAGGUCCUCCCCUAUCUGUCGCGGCGCGCCAACGAGAACCGCGGCUUCCUCCAGAAGAUCAAGAAGGAAAAAGGCCUCCUCCUCAAGGAAAUCUUCCGCCGAGUAUUCACCGGACAGAUGUUCUACAAACCAGAGGGCAAGUAUACGCCAGUGUAAAUCGAACUGUGUUACGGUGUGCUAGAAUCUAAUUUGCCGCGUGUCAAUUCGAAGGGUGGACUGUCAACCAGUGGGCUGUAUGGCGUCUCAAUGUAGUAAGGUUGGAGUUUUUUACAAACUUGGCCUGCGCUGCCGUGCACCGGCGACGGAUGGCGUGAGAAGUUUUAUUUAUUAGACAUCACACUAUAGUCAUUGAUAUGAAUUUUUGAUAACAAUGCAUUUAAAUAUUUAACGGAAUUCAAACAAAUUCGCAAUUUAAAUUUUUGUUGAUUUGUUCAUAAAUUAAUUUAAUUUAUUAAUUAUUCAAUAAAAAUGUUUAUAAUUGGGACGCCAUAGUCAUGAAUGACUGACGUUUUAUACGUGGAAAAGAGACGCAGGAUGCGUUCGUCUCUGUCGUUUACAGUGUUGUCAGAUGCUUCGUUCAGUAUUGUUUACUAUAAAAAAUAUUAUUUAUGAUUUUUGUCAACGCUUAUUCGUGUAGUGUAAAUUUAGAUCGCCAUUUAAAGUUGAUGUUAAAUUUAAUAAUAGUCAUUGUGUUUUAACAUUACGUCCAUUAUACAAUAAUUAUGUCAUUUGAUAAUAUUUGUUGAGGUUGCAUUUUGUGAAUAAUUUAAUUGAGCAACCUGAUAACGGUAUUGUAACGGUCACUAAUAAAUAACUUGAAAUAAUUUCUAGGAUGCCAUUGUAAUAUGAAGUUUUCGUAUUUCAAUGCACACAGAUUUCAACUUGGCUGGAAAACUGCCGUGCGCCCGUUUUGUGAAAGUAUCUUUAUUUGCCGAAGUUUUAUUUUGGACAAUAAUGAUAUAGAGUAAUAGGUACACGGUUUUAGGGAUUUGAAGUACUCGUAAUGUAAAAAGUUGUUGGUCGAAUGAUUAAAUCGUUAGUAAAAUUAUAGGGAAUGUGAUUGCGAGUCUCACUAAUGCUUCAACCACACCAACGCGUGUAGAUCGCCAUAGUCGGCGCGAUCAAAGGCCAAUGACAGGUAGCGUGACCCAUGACAGUCCACGCGACCUGAACAUUGACUUUAGCUCGGUCAGGUUAAACCGCAUUAAAGGCAAAAUUACGGCAAUAUUCUAUUGUCUCCAAAGACUAAAAUGCCCUAAUAGUAACGCCUAUACAUUCGUGAGACCAUAGAGUUAGGCGGAAAAAGUUUUCUUUUUCGUAGCUCAUAAUGUGGCAAAGGAAUAACAUUUUUAUUCGUCUUUUAUUCUCGAUUCUUGUGCCAUGGAGAUAAUCUCGAAAUAGAAAAAAAUGCGGAUUAGUGAUUUUCGAUGCUGAAAAUUUGUUUUUUUUUUAUCCACAACGAGGAAGCUCUUGGCCUGUAUCUCAUCUGAUGGUAAGUGAUGAUCAGGCCGAAGGUGGAAGCCAGCUUCACCCCGAAACUUAACCACAGAGGAACUGGCUGUCUUACCUCAAACGGCCGGAACACAACAAUGCUGUUAACAUUGUUGUUAUGGCGACAGACUUGUGACGGGCGGUGUUAAAUCGGUAAGACUCGAUUUUCACACGAAAAUACUUACCAUAUUUUCUAUUUUUCGAGAUGUUCUAUUGUUCGAGAAUCGAAGUUAGGCAGAAUCUCUAGUUUGGACGUGUCGUCUCUGUAAUCGUAUCUACUCAAUUUACUUACAAAUGAGCAUUUUUAUAAUAUUUUUUGAAAGUGGUUCGUUAUUUGCAUUUUACACUACGUUAUUAAUUCUCUAAGAGAUCUGACUAUUUAUUUGUGUACACCUGAGUCUCAAAGUUUAAUCUAAACUUUAAAGAGUUAUAAGAGUUGAAUACUUAGUUAUAAUCAAUGUAAAUAUGUACCCUCAAAAUUUAAAAUUAUCAAUACUUUUGCCGAGUGUCUUAAUAUCUAUUAAUUUACAUGUUUUAUAACUCUUUAGAUUUAGUUAGACUGUAUUUUAAUCUCAUAGAUCUCGAGUUGAUAUGCCAAGCACGAAAACUAGUUAGAAUUUUCCCAAAAUCCCCCCUAAUGUGUUCACGUUGGGGACGAUUGGGAAUAAUAUUCACGGAGCAAAAGUUAAAAUACCAUUUGAACAGCUAGUCCUCGUGUUUGGCGUGCUGAGUGUAUCCUGUCUUUGUCUAGUCGAGCUUAAACUUUAACGCCAAAACAGUUUUCUUCUCAGAAAACUGCAUUUUGGAAAGACCUUUACUCGACUGCAUUCGAUGGUCGUGAUAUUACUGUGGUCAGUUCCUACACUUAUUUAGGUUUAUGGAUUGAUUUUACCGUCACAAAACGUUGAUAUUAAAAUGCUGCUUAGUUUGAUAUUCUAAUUUAGGCGAUUUAAAAGAUCAAUUUAGCUUUAUUAAGCAGACUAAACGCAGUUAACGCUACACAGAAUCACUAGAUAGUUUACUAUCAAUCUUAUAAAUUAUCAGGAUAUCAAACUAGGUGAAGUAAGAAGAUCGAUAUUAAUAAACGUAGCUGCGAAUUGGACGCUAUCAUUUUUUAAAUCUGACCAUGUUUAUAAUGACGUUUAAUUAUUAUUAGUUCAGUCAGUCAUAACUUCACUGUUUUCUAGUUCUUUUAAAAAAUCAGUCACGGCGUAACACGACCACAGAAGAAAAUGUUUUUACUGAAUAGAACUAGACUGGACUGAUGAAGUGACUUGCUCAAAAAAAAAAACAUUUUGAAAGCGUCCAAAGCCAGUUAUGGAUAUGGAUAAAACUAUUGUCACUACUGUAUUACUAAAUUAUCGUGAGUUCGUUGUACGUUUAGUUCCAAUUGUAUUUUGUUUUAGAACAAUGUUAUUACUUCUUAUUUUAAUUUAUAAGCGAUUUAUAGUUUUCAUUAUCUUCGCUAAUUAAUUAUGUGAUGCUAUUUUUAGAUUAUUUUACGAAUAGACUUUUAAUAAAGACAAGGCUCGUUUUGAUGAUUUUCUUUUAUUUUAUUCCUUUAUAUCCUGUUUUUAUACUUAUGUAUGAAUGUUUUAUUUUCACAAGUUUCCUUUCGCGACAUAUCAUUUUUAAUCGACUUUACCAAUAUAAUUAAUAAAUGCCUUAUGUUUUACUUCUCUUUUAUUUCAAUGAAAUAUGCGAAUAUGAAUUCGUUUUGUUCUUAAAAUUUGCUUGCAUUGAAAUAUGCUUGCAUGACGGUAGACUGUAAAAUGUAUGUAUAAAAAUGACAAUCAUUUAAUUUUAUUAUAAGCCUAUUAUUCCCAUAUGCCUCCCCAGAGAUAAACCAAGUGGUGGCAUUUGGGAAUGAAGGCUAAGAUGACAUUUUUUGGUUCAAAAAUGAAUUAGUAGUUAUGUAACGACUUAUAAAAUAAGGCAUAGUCAAGUAGAUAUAAACAAACAAUAGGUAAACAUUUACCAUACCUACGUUUUCUUGUAGAUUAGGGGCAUUUGCUACUUUAACUUUACACUGAAAUGAAAUUGACGAUUUGGAGGCAUAGUUGACGAAAAUUAUAUCAGA